AUGGAGAGGUUUAGGAUCAAGGUCAAGAAAAGGUUGUUGUACAAGGUGAAGACCAUGGCUAAAAGGGAGAUACAUGGAGGGUUUGAUGAGUCAUAUGGUCUUCUUCCAAGGGAGUUCAUAAGUGGGUGCAGACAUUUAAUAGGCAUUGAUGGGGCUCACCUCAGUAGCAACUACAAGGGCAUACUCCUUUCAGCCCUAGGCAUUGAUGGCAACAAUGAAAUUUUUCUCAUUGCAUAUGGCAUUGUUGACACUGAAAGUACUCCUAGCUGGGCAUACUUCUUGAGGAACUUGAGGAUCUGUUUUGAGAAAGAAGGAUGCAACAGAGAUGAUUGGACAUUCAUUAGUGAUAGAAUGAGGGGUGUUGACAGUGCGGUCCAUGAUGUGUUCCCAAGAGCAACAAGGAGGGUUUGUUGUCAACACUUGUACAUGAACUGCAAAAAUGCAUGGCAUGUCUUUCAUCCACUAGUUUGUUGUGAUCAUAACACAACAAACUUUGUGGAGAGCUUCAAUGUCUGCACAAAACCAUACACGAACCUUCCUGUUUUCACUUUGCUUGAGGCCAUAAGAAACUGGUCCAUGAAGAGAAUUGGGCCAAGGUUUGAUAAGGCAGUUGACAUGGAUGAAAACAUGCUCACUGAUUAUGCAAAGAAGGUCCUACAAACUAGGAGUGAUGAAUCAAGGUGUGGAUGUGGAAAAUGGCAAGGUUGUGGUAUACCUUGCAAACAUGCACUAAGAGUAAUUUUUAAUGAGAUAUUGGAGGCUACUAAUUUUGUCUCUCCUUAUUUUAAGGGGGCUGCUUACAAGGCAACCUAUGGGGAGCACAUUUAUCCCAUGGCUGAUCCAUCUCACUGGCCUGACCAUGACCUACCCCUCAUUUAUCACCCUGAUGUUAAGAGAGGUGCUGGGAGACCCCAAAAGCAGAGGAAGAGAGGUCCAAAUGAAGCCAAGAAGGGCAAAAGGCACAGCACUUUUAAGUACAGCAAAUGUAAAGAAGUGGGCCACAAUGCAAGGACCUGUGGAGGUGGACCAACUGCUCAGACCAGGAAGGAGAAAGGCUCUACAUCAGCUGCAAUAGGGACUGAGAAGAGAGGGAGAAAAAGGAAAGAAACAGAUGUUAACAAUGCCGCAAGCAGGCAACCUAAAGCUAAGAAGACAAAGAGCAAGAACAAGAAAGCCUGA
Messenger RNA from Beta vulgaris subsp. vulgaris (sugar beet), 1179 nucleotides. RefSeq lists its product as uncharacterized. The transcript is spliced from 6 exons. Gene Ontology annotation, molecular function: DNA binding; zinc ion binding; transposase activity. NCBI's taxonomy places the organism in Eukaryota, Viridiplantae, Streptophyta, Magnoliopsida, Caryophyllales, Amaranthaceae. Gene Ontology annotation, biological process: DNA transposition. Bases 1 to 1179 code for a protein of 392 amino acids. The record is from RefSeq and is a predicted model, not a curated record.